Messenger RNA from Syngnathus acus (greater pipefish), 3881 nucleotides. RefSeq names its product espin-like protein. The transcript has a single exon. NCBI's taxonomy places the organism in Eukaryota, Metazoa, Chordata, Actinopteri, Syngnathiformes, Syngnathidae. Gene Ontology annotation, biological process: actin filament bundle assembly. Gene Ontology annotation, cellular component: cytoplasm. The record is from RefSeq and is a predicted model, not a curated record. Gene Ontology annotation, molecular function: actin filament binding. The coding region runs from base 1234 to 3207 and encodes 657 amino acids.
CAGCUGCCCUUCUUGUCACAUUUGAGCCAUCCCAUUUGUGUUGUCAAGAAUUUGAAAGCAGAACAUUUAACAGCCUGGUUUUGCUUGACAAUAAUGAACACAACAAAUGGAAUGUAGCUUGAUUUAGAAGUGGGUUUUUUAUGACCAUGAUUUUUGUGUGCGAAGAAUAAAAGUAAUUGUAGUGGAUUGGAAAUUCCCCCCCAAAAUGAAAAUAAAUCUAGUUUGUUUAAAACUGCUCUCCCAAGUUUGAAUGUGCCUAGAGGUUGGCAUUUCUUAAGGAUAACGCUGCAUGUUUUGCAUGUUUGGAGUCUUUGGAGUGAUGGGAAGACUUGACUCCACUGCCCAUCACAGCAUCAAAACACUUGAUGAAUGAAUUUCACAGAGUGAGCCAUUGUUGGAUGAUGGAGUGAUUUGUGGUUUCAAGUUGAUACAUGCAGAUUCAGUGGUGUGAUGUCGAGCCCAUUCACACUACAGUUCAAACAACAGUCUUCAACAAAACACACACAAAAAACUGAAGGUGCAUUUGAAUCAUACAACUUGUGUGGAUAAAUAGAUUUUAUUCAUAUUAUUGUUUGCAUCAGAAUUAUGUGGUGCACAACGCUUAACCACAACUGAUUCUGAAUAUGUCAGCUCUAUUGCACUACCAACCAAGCCAUGCUUUUUGAAUAUGUUGAGGUGUCACUGUUGCACGAAUUAUGGGCGUCAGUGGUGAUCAUUCUAAUGCAACUGGCCUCAUGCAACUUAACAAUUUAUUCAAAACAUAAAAUAAAAAUAAGUGACAAUUUUAAGUGUUUUUUGAUAAAUGCUGAUAGUUAAAUAAAGAACUUGACUAAAUUCAAAAGAGCAGAUAUGCAAAUAGAUGUAUACAUACCUUACAUACUAUAUUAUGUACAUACCUUACAUAAGCAUCUAUAUUGGGUAAAUGCAAAGGCUGAAUCAAACGAAAAAAUGGGGGCAACAUGUCUUAUUUUACCUUUAAAUGAUGCCUGAAGAGAGGCAGUGCCAUUGCACCACUAAAUCCAUGUAAAGCCAGUGUGUCCUAAAGGAUGUGCAAUGAAGCGUGUGUUUCAACAAGGAACUUGGUGCUGAAGAGUCCAUCCCCUCCUCUCCACUUUCUUGUCUCUUGGUCUUCUCUGACCUCUGAUUUAGUUUGCGGCGAGUGGCCACUACCAUCCUCAGGAAUGGCACUACUCCCACAUCCACAAUGCUAUUUUGGGACCAUUUGGGGAACUGAUGACCGAGGGUGAUCUCAACUGCAUUGAGAAGCAAAUUGAGAACCUACAAGUGAUGCACAAGGUCUCCGAAGUUGAGAAGGAGCUGGAAGAGCUCGAGCAGGAGCUGCAUCAGCUUCUACCUGUUUCUGCAGCACUCACUCAAGGACAUUUUUCAGUCAAUCCAAAGCAGGUGCAUGGCCAAGCUGAAGAUCUUCCAGCGUGGUGCAGCAAAAUUUCUACCUUGCUCAAGAGCAUGGCCAUUCUUCUUGCCACACUGGGGGGUAAAGAGAUUGACAUUCUGGAACUGUUAAGCCCCGGAUAUUCUCCAAAAGGGACAAAGAAUGUGGCAGCAGUUCAGCCUGAUUCAGCGACGGGAUUUAUUGGGCGCUCUCAGUCGUUCUCUACAAAGGAAGAUGUGGAGAAGGAGAUGAAGCAGUUUGGCGUAUCGGUGAAGAACCUCAAGGCAAAUUAUGAAAUUCAGUCACAACCUGCGAGUAGCAAAGAAACACGGGUGUAUAAACGCCAGAGCUCACUUCCAGUUGUAAGCAAGUCGAAAAAUAGUCCAGAGAGUGUUUGUCAAGAUGACCCAUGUUCGUCUGUUGGCUCGCCUCAGUCCCACACCAACGGUUCUCUGCCUUUACAGGAGGAGCCGGUAUUGAAACUUGUUGAAGAGCCAGUCAUCGGGGCAUCUCAUGCUCCUCAAACCUAUGCAGCCACGGAGAUGAUAGCUCCAACUAAGAUUGAGGAGUUUAACCAGGUUCUUUCUGCAGACUCCUUUUUAAACAAUCACCAACUAACAAGAAGUUUGGAGGUGCAGACAGAUCUGAGCUAUGUUCAGGAAUGCAUUGAAACAAGGAAAGAGAGGAUUGUCUUCCUGUUCCUAGAACACUGGCGCAAAUACACCAUCUCUGAAGCUGGCAGGAGAGGAAAUAAUCUGGAUGUGAGCUGGGAGAACUUCAGUCAGGCUAACAUGGAGGACGGGAGCGUUGGACAGAUUCACAGAGAAGACGAUAAGCUCCUCCUUUUCAUGAAGUCCAAGCAAGUGGUGGGGAAACUGAUCGGCCACUGGAGGACCAUCAUGAGCCAAGUGCCCAGCCGUCAAAUUCGCAGGCUGAGUCGAGCCCAGAUGAUCUACUGGCCCGAACACUUCUUGCCACACAUCAACGGCUCACCUGUGAGCUACGAAAGCCUGACGCUUGAUCUUUUCAUGCUCGGAUACUUCCAGCUGCUGGAAAUGAACAUGUCGCGUGACGAGCGCAAAUUCCGCCACCUCUUGUGCUAUGAGAUGUUUGAUCGCCUCGGAAGGCAUCAGUGGGAAGUCAUCAAGCAGUUUCACAAGGAGGUGAUGGGGGAAAUUGAGAGAGGAACGAGAGACUGGCCGGACGGUUUUGAGGACAUCAAGCUGAAGUACUUCGGGGACUCUGAUGACGAGGGAGGUGUAAUGACGGCCUCUCUGCAUUCGAUGUCUCCUGAGGUGGCCUUCAUUCCAGUGGAAGAGCCCCUUCCGCCCUCACCCUGUCAUCCGCCACCCCCUCCGCCUCCAAAUACACAUCCUCCCUCGCCAUCUCAAAUCGAUUUGCCUUUUGUCUCCCCCGCUGCAGCCCUAGAUGCUGCAUUGGAUACCAGCCAGUGUGGGGAACAGAACUCACUUCCGGACUCGGUCAAUAAUUCACAGACGGAUUUACAAAACAGUGAGCAUGUGUCACUAAAUGGGCCGAAUGCUCAGCAGGAUGAGAUAAGGAGCAUGCAAAAUACUGACACAACAAAAAAAGCCGAGACACUUCCAUGCACCGCAGAAAGCAAAGAAGUGGUUCCAGAUGAAGACGUUACUGUAAAAACCACCACAGAAGCAGUUGAUCAAACUCGAGGAAAAGAUGAUUCCAUCAACGUCAUCUAUGAACUCAAGGAGUUUAGCAAUGAGGAGAUCAUUCGGUACAUUGAUCGAAGCUUCGCAUUCUGGAAGGAAAAGAAAGCUGAGCUUUUUGACAUCUAAACAUGUCUUGACUAUGUAUAACUCCGCAUUACAGCAGACAGAAAAGGCAUAACUUGCAACAUCAGUAAAAUGAGCAUGCACUUCCCAGCAAAGAAAGGGAAAUAAUUGGUUGAUUCCUUUAUUCACCUACAUGGGAAAGAAAGAAAUAAUUUUCUUUGACAAUGAAUAAAACAUUUAAUUAAUAUGCAGUGGGUUUCUAAAGACUCUUACAUCUCUUAUGGCUAAAAGGAAAUGUAAAUCUUUUUGUCUUUUCAAAAACAGGUUUUAUUUGAUGUGCUUGACCUCUGAAUCAAUUUUAGGUAUGGAAUAUACAACAACACUGGUUAAUGGACUGAAGAUCUGAAUUGGCAUUAGAAAUCUAUUUGUCACUGUGAUCUAUUCUGCAUUUUCACAAUAUUUUUGUAUCAUUUGUGUGCUUAGAGAUUUGCCUGAUUUAAAUGUGUGUUAGUAUUUGACUGGAUAAAUAAAGUUGUUUUUCAUUUUUUGUGAAUAAGUACAGUAAUCUCAUGAGGUCUUUGGUAAAACAGAAAACUUCCUAAUGGCCAAGGUCAUUUUUUUCCCAGUUUUUCUUCUCCCAAAAAAAAACCUGAACCAAAUAAUGAAUAUAUUUAAGAAUUUCAUUCAUAAAUGGAGAAUCACUUAAUCUGUCCAGGGAUGUCAAACUCAUGUUUUUC